Molecule: messenger RNA, 2722 nt
Organism: Mya arenaria
Lineage: Eukaryota; Metazoa; Mollusca; Bivalvia; Myida; Myidae
Exons: 9
Coding region: 302-2320 (672 amino acids)
Biological process (GO): regulation of apoptotic process
Source: RefSeq, a predicted model, not a curated record
AGUAUGUAAACCGUCCAUAUACAUCCGAGGUUGUUUUUGAAAAAAUGGCCGAGGAGCUCCGAAUGGGUUCAGUUAACAAAACAGAGGAUACAUCAACUACAGGGUGUUUUGAUUUAUUUUUAAGAACGCUCCUGACUAAAACGCUUUACAUACCUAUUUAUAGUGUGUUUAUUUAUAGUGACCACAAAAAUAAGUUCGCGUAUGUGAUAGGGAAAUUACCGUAUUUUUUUAUAACAGUUUUGAAACAAAACAGCAUCAUAAAUAACAAUUAAGCGUACACAUUGUUAGCAAGGAAAGAAGCAUGGGAGGUUCACUUUCGAAAAGGAUCAAAAUUGGGAAAAGGAGGAAAACGAAAAUUUUAAAUGAUAUUCAGGCAGACAUAGAGGCAGUGUAUGAAUCUAUAGAUGGGGACUACCAUACACUCGGCAGCAGUAUUUAUUCCCGUCCCUCAAUCACUUCGAAUGACUCAGCAUUCAGCGAGAGGUCUUCCAGAACAAGUUUACCAUCUUGUUCACACAAACGGAAUACUGACUAUAACCUUUAUAAAACAUACCCAAGACGUUGUUUGAAUCAUGCCGAUGCUUGCAUCGACGACAGUGGCAAAUCAUGUUAUGGUGACUGCCAACGGAAACAUUUUCGUCCCCAUCGACACAGUAUCGAUCAAGCACAAGGAAGUGGCGACGAUUAUUACACUUACGACGAAUGUCCAGUAACUCUGAAUCGAUCUGCCCUUACAGACAUCAGCGGAACAUCAUUUCAGAAAGAGUGUGUUGAUGUCAACAGUCAAGUUCCAUUCAUGGUCGAGAGUUUUCAACCAGUACUUGAACAAAUCAUCACAGUUACGGAACUGCUGCCAUUCAUCGAAUUUAUCCAAAACAGCGACUUUCCUCCAAAUGAAACGCAGAGUGAAUCGUUCAUUCGACUGAUCACAAUCAUCCAAGAGAGUGAAGAAAAAGGAAAAUGGCAAACAUUUAUUUCUGCAUUAGAGCGCGCCGAGUAUUCCUACAUCGCAAGGCUUUUAAAGGGACACGACGUUGAAGACCAUUACGAGAAUAGACGAUUGAUACAAAUAUUCAAGCCAAACAUCAUGACAAGGAUAGACACAAAUGAUGUUCUCGAUCACCUUUUAGUACGCAACGUUUUGAACGAUCGCGACCGGGAAGAAAUUCAAAGUGAAAAAGACAGACGAGGUGAAAUCGCCUCAGCUUUUAUGCUUUUGGAAAAGAUUCCAAGACGUAAUGAGAACUGGUUUAAACUGUUUUUGGACGUAUUGAAAGUUUGCCACAUGGAUGAUGUUGUAGAGAGUCUAACAGUACCUAAAUUUUGUUCUCCAGAGAAAAAAAGACAGAAUUUCACACUGAAACAGCCAGCACACAAAAGGAGAAGAAAUAAGUUUAAUUCAUCUGCUAACACAUACCUAACGCCCAUCUCUGAUGAUCCUCCACCUUUGCCGUAUAGAGAAAAUAACUAUGCAUUACGGGAUCUCAAAGAGGAAGACGAACCAACUUUACCGGAUAUAAUCUAUAAGGAUCCAGCUGAGAGAAGAACGACGCCCAUUCUAACGAUGGGCAGAAAUAACACGAAUAGUUCUAAAAACGCUAGUUCUUCAGAGAAAGAACAACUCGACGAAUUGGAACAACAAAAAGCUGAUUUGGAACGUAAACUUUACGAAAAACGAAAAAAAAUGGAACUAAAUGCUGCAAUUGCUUCCUUGCAGAAACAGCUAAUGGAACUUGAAAUUGAUUCUGGAAACCCAACACACAAUGAAGACGAAGGGCCCGAAAAGGAUGGUUCAGAUUUUCGAGUAUCAAAAGAAAGUAAAAGUAAUUGUUUCAAAGACCUGCACGGUGAUUCAAAGGUUAAAGUAGAACUUGAGACAAUUGUCGAAGAAGAAAAACAGAUUUAUGACUUUGAAAAUGAAGAUGAACAUGGUCAUAUCUUACCAGAGUUUGAAGAUAACUAUGAUGUGGCAGAAUAUGCCUACACAGGUGGUAAAAACCGUUUGAUUGAAAACAUAUCACAACUGUUAAAAUCCCUCAAGAAAAGUAUUGACGAAAGCAUGAACGUGAAAAUAGAAGACGUAAAGGCGCAUAUUGCAAAAGAAAUUAAGACCGUUCAUGAACAAGUUUUAGGUUUGAAUGAUAAGUAUGGACAGUCUGAAACACUCAUUGAUACUUACCUUCCUGUGCAACUAUACUCUGUGACACCAACAGCGCAUCUAUUAGGUGGGUCAAAGAAAGGUACAAGAAGGCUUUACUCAAUAGAUUCUGCCAUUUACAGUGACAAUGGCAUAUACGAUCCCAUAGAUAAGUAUGUAUGAGGUGAAUCACGUUGUUAUUCGCGAAAGUAAUGAAUGUAAAAUGAUAAAAGUCGAUCACGAAACAACAUAUUCGUAUUUCGAUAGUUAUGUUAAACACAAAUGGCUGUUUAAUGGAUGUAUAUUAUUUUACUUCUCAUUUAAAUGUACAGAAAGCGAUAUUAAGCUGAAAUUCGAUUUUAAUGUUAACUGUUAUCAUGCAGCAGAUAAGUUUGACUGCAAACGGAUGAAGAUCGUUUGAGAUAAUUCAAAAUCUAAGCAAAACGGUUGAAAUGGCAAUGAUUUCAUUCAUUAUUGGCGGUAUUUUUUUUGUUUUAUUUAAAAUGAAUAAAAGUUCGUUUAUUUGCUUAAACACAUAGCAAAUGUGUUCACUGUAUAUUAUCAACACAAUAAAAUGGAAACGUA